Molecule: messenger RNA, 1524 nt
Organism: Stylonychia lemnae
Lineage: Eukaryota; Ciliophora; Spirotrichea; Sporadotrichida; Oxytrichidae
Source: the annotation of a GenBank genome assembly
AUGUCAUCUCACAAUAAGCUAUCCAGUUAAAACGUUAUCCAAAGUCCUGCACAGAGAUCUGAUGUCCUUGAACUCAGUGCCCUAAACAUAUCUGAGGAAGAUAUAAAUGAACUUGAUACAUCAGAAAACAUGAAUGAGAACACGAAAAUCAAGCCAAUCGAAGACUUUGAGUAAUUUAAAAAGCAAUUCAAUCUGAGGGAAAUCUUAGAUAGACUUGUCAUCAAAAGGGAAUUCUUCAUUCCUUCAAAAGCAAUGGAUAUCAAUUAAUUCUAUGUUCUUGAAAAGGAAAUCGGCGAGGGAGCAUAUGGCAAAGAUCAUCCUAACGUUAUCAAGCUCUAUGAGAUUUAUGAAGAUGACUAAAAUGUAUAUCUUGUUCAAGAGGUCUGCACUGGUGGCGAGUUAUUUGAUAAAAUUGUUGAAGAAAAUCAUUUCACUGAGACUAAAGCUGCUAUUGUAUUCAAGCAAAUUCUAUAAUCUAUUUUGUAUACUCACAAAAAUAAUAUUGUGCACAGAGAUCUUAAACCUGAAAAUUUCCUAUUUGAAAAUAAAAAUGAAAACUCCCUUAUCAAGUUAAUUGAUUUCGGACUUUCAACUUCAUAUCUAGAGAGCAUUGAAGGUGAAGGUGGAAAGUCUAAGAAAGUACUCGCAAAGCUCAAAACUUGUGCUGGAACAUCAUUAUACAUGGCACCAGAAGUAAUAAUGAAGUAAUAUUCUUACUCAUGCGAUUUAUGGUCUGCUGGAGUAAUUUUGUACAUUAUGCUCGCUGGUUACCCACCUUUUUACGGCGACAACGAUAUAGAAGUGUUUGAGAAGGUUAUCAAUUACUAAUACGACUUCGAUGACGAAGUAUGGAACGAAGUUUCUGAUGAGGCUAAAGAUCUGAUAAAAAAUCUUUUGACUCAUCAAAGCAAAAGACUUGAUUCAAAAGCUGCUCUUGGUCAUCCAUGGAUCCUUAAGUAUGCAAGUGACAAUGAGCAGAGAGCAUCCUUGAAUGACAAUGUUAUCUAGAGAAUAGCAUCAUUUUCUAACGCCUCAAAAAUAUAAUAAAUAGCACUCACCUUUAUCGCUCACUAAAGUGAGGCUGAUGAAAUCUCCGAAAAUAAAAAGAUUUUCUUUAAUAUUGACAAGAAUAAUGAUGGGUACAUUACUUUGAAAGAACUUAAGCAAGCUAUGAAGGGAAGGUUAUCAGAAGAUGAACUGUAAUCAAUAUUGAGAGCAGUUGACACUGAUAAGAAUGGAGCUAUCAAUUACACAGAGUUCAUCGCUGCUACAUUAAAAUCAGAUGUGUAUCUUAACAACAAAAAUAUUCAGAAUGCCUUUGAAAUGCUAGACAAAGAUGGCAAUGGAUACAUUGAAGAGAAAGAACUUGCAGAAAUUGUAGGAUUGUAGUUAGGAUAGAACCAAGAACUACUCAAGAAACUAAUGUCAGAAGUUGACGACAACGGUGAUAAUAAGAUUAGUUUUAAUGAGUUCAAGAGAAUGCUAUCUCUUCUCUAAGAUAAAAAUUAUCAAAGCCCUAAUUGA